UGAUGCAUUCUUCCAGAUUAUUAUUGUGUGAUAGUUAUCCCGAAAGUGGAUAAAUGUGAUUGGGAAUUUCACAGAGACACGAACAAGGAAAAGGAAAGGAAAAAAUCUUGGAUCAGAGUAUGAAGAAACUUGGGAAACGCAAAGGACCUUUCAGGAUGGGGUCACGUGACCUGGCCUGAAGAUCUGCAGAGGAAUUUUGGAGAAAUAUUCUGAGAAAAAAAGGAUAAAAGGGACACGCGAGAAGAAAAGCGAAGUAGAAGAGAGGGAGAGGAAGAGAAGGAGAAAGGGAUGGUUGAUCAUCUUGUGUGGAUGUUUCGUAACUUAAAGAUUCUAAGAAGAGAGAAGAGGAGGAGGAGAGGACAAAGGAGAGAUUAGUUGUCAGUGAAAGGAGAGAUAAGAAAAGAAGGAGAAUAAGAUUAAAAAAGAGCGAUAACGAAUCAAGAUAAUCUGAUAAUUAAAAACCUUGUUUUCUCGGAAUCAAACUCGAGUUAAGCGAAGGAGAAUAAGGAGAGAGAAGGAAAAUACCUAACGAAACCAAAAACAACCUAAAAGGAAAAGAAGACAAGGACAGCGCUGUGUUGGUUUUCCGUGCUUUUGGGAGGAAAGUCGACUCCAUGCGCUUGUAGGAAGAGAAAGACCAAAGGAAGAAGGAGGAGGUAAGAUAUACGAAGUUCGGGAUAUACGAUAAGGUGGAGGAAUGCAAUAUUGACUGAAAGUAUAUGAUUAGCGGAAGAGGAAGAAUUAAAAAAGUGAAAGGAAUAGAAACGAUAAAGUGCACAGAUAUAAAUCAAAAAGAGAACGGUUGUUUCCGCCUCCCGAACGACCCGACCAACAGCCCCAAGAAACUCAAAGAAACAAAGGGAACGAGAAGCAACGUCGAGAUGGAGUGGAGGCUGAGCACGCUGGGCACCGGGCGGGCGUGGACGGCGGGCGAGCUCGUGCCCAGGGCCAGGGACUUCAAGCUCCCGCACACCGACUCCGGACAGAACUCCCUGGAGUACUGGGACUACUCCGUGGAGCUCGAGAUGCUCAAGGGGCCCGAAGAUCUGCAACUUGCAGCCGAACUUGGCAAGACGCUCCUGGAGAGGAACAGGGAAUUGGAAUCCAAUAUUAAACAACAAAAUGCCGUUAUUGAGGACCAGCUGCAGGAGAUCGAGUACCUGAGCAAGCAGACGGCGGCGCUGCGCGAAGUGAACGACUCGCGCCUCAGGAUCUACGAGCAGCUGGAGAUCUCGAUCCAGGAACUCGAGAAGAACAACCAGCGGCUCUCGGCGGAAAGCGCGGCGGACAAGAAGAAGAUUAAGAACCUGUGCAGCACCCUCGAGUCCCUGGAAGCCCGAUGCGAUGAGCUGCAGAGGAGCCUGGAGGAGGCGCGGUCGGGGGCGCAGCAGCAGCAGCGAGGGAGGAACAAGCGCAGGUCCCUUAUCCUCGACGAGCAGAACCUGCGCCGUUCUCACUCGUGCGAGAAUACGCCACAGGAGGAAGCCCCAUGUACGGUUUUCCAGAACUCGGAAGAACGAACGGCCGAGGAACUGGAAGCGAGGUCGAAGAUCGAGGAGCUGCAGGACAAGAUGAAGCUCCUGCAGAAGGAGAAGGAGUCGGAGAUUCGCAAGAAGGAGGAGCUGGAAAUACAGCUGGCAUGCAUGUCACAGGAGAAUGCCGUCCUCAACGACCAGCUUAUGAUCCUGCGGGAGAAGGAGGUGAACCUGCGAUCCUUCGACGAGGAGUUGGCCUCCCUGGACGACGCUUCCUCAGGGAGGCUCUGCCGCAAGUGUCUGGGAAACGUGGACGAGACGGCGAGCAACCCGACCAUCUACGACCUUCAGGACAGCAUUGAAGACACAGACGUUUCCAUCGAGAGCAUCCACGGGGAAUGCGCUCUCGUCCGGCUCAAGAACGGAGGCUACGCGUGGGGCAGCCAGGAGUCACUGGCAUCUAUUGGUCAGGUGAUGAGCCACAUGGGGUCUGAGGGCACCUCGCCGGGCACGGAGGCCAGCGACGCCCCCCACAACUCUCUCCUGUCGGAGCUGGACACCUCGUACCGCAUCCUCAUCGAGAAAUACGAGGCCCUUCUGGAGGCACGCGAACAGCAGCAGCAACAGCAGCAGCAGCAACAGCAUGUCAACCAAGACGAGGGCUUGGUGCACCCGGGCGUCGACGACAUGUCCGGCCCCAUGAGUCUGGUGAUGACGGAUUCCCUGCACGACACCAGCGCCAUCACCCUCAAGUGCCAGCGGUGCCACACCUGCACCUGCGACAUGAAGCCCGGCGUGACGCGGCCCAAGAGCAACAUGGAGGAGUUUUCGGAGGUGGAGACGUCGUCCUCGGGCUUCUCCGACGGGGAGAGUCGCCUGAGCAACAAGUCGACGCAGACCGGCGAGGAGGUGUUCAGUCACAAGGAGAUCCUGGAAGACUUGACGCCAACGAUUGCCAGCAGAUGCCUAGACCUGAGCUCGCCCGUGAACCCUUGCGAUAAGCGCUUCCAGACGGCUCCUGAAUACAAGAAACUCUUCCAGGAGAUCUUCACCGUGCUGAAGCAGACCGUGGAUGAGAAGGACGCCAAGAGCCAGCCUGGAAAGCCAGCGAAGGCGCAGCAGCUCGUGGAAGCGGACAAGAAUGCACACAACAGCAAGACCUCGGGCGUGAAAUCCGAAGAUAACGAGUCCAUCACGGAGACCAGCACGACCAUUGAGGUGACCGAGGUUACGGAAGUCAAGACAGUCAAAACCAUUGUAAAUUCAGAGAUCCAAAACGUCGCCAACGAAAAGAAGGCAGAAGUCGCGCGGGAAACGCCAUCCAUCGAGCACGAGGACAAGCAGAAGGCCAACAGAGAGGAGGUCAGGGGGAGGGAGGAGAGGAGGCCGGAGAUCCUGGACGACCAGCACGUGCCCGAGGAGCAGCGCGUCACCCACAAGCCUCCUCGGCCCGACUCCCUCGACCUGGGGGGCGGAUCCCGGCCCACCAGCAGACAGAAGCGCCGCAGCCGCUAUCGCAACCGCCUCGACUCGUACCAGCAGCACCAGCAGUACAUGGGCCAGUACCAGUACUCGCACGGAAGCUCGGGCAACGAAUCUCACCCGUCAGGCCACCGCCACCACAAGCGGGAGCGCGACCACAGCCAGAACCACCACAGGAACCAAGACGACUUCCCGACGCUUCGCACGGACGAGAACGAGCACAGCAAGACGCGCAUCAUCUACAACUCGUCCCGCAGCCGCUGCGAGCACCACCGCUCCAGGAAGCACCGCGGCCGCAGCAGCAACCGGCAGCGCCACGGCCAGCACCACCUGAGCGCCGGCCAGGACCAGCAGCCCGGCGCCAACCAGAACCAAGCGAACAGCGAGGGCGAGCCCAGAGGAAGGGCGGCGCCUCCCAAGAUCAACUACCCGUCCGUCGAGGUCGCCAAACUUCGGAAGUUGGAAAUGUCUUACGCCGAAGUACUCAAGACUUCCUUCAACAGAUCCCAUUACAACCACCGGCGGUACUGA
This is a messenger RNA of Penaeus monodon (black tiger shrimp), 3488 nucleotides long. It is a transcript of the gene centrocortin, whose product is annotated as nuclear mitotic apparatus protein 1-like. Bases 720 to 3488 code for a protein of 922 amino acids. The transcript is spliced from 10 exons. The record is from RefSeq and is a predicted model, not a curated record. NCBI's taxonomy places the organism in Eukaryota, Metazoa, Arthropoda, Malacostraca, Decapoda, Penaeidae.